This is a messenger RNA of Pocillopora verrucosa, 867 nucleotides long. NCBI's taxonomy places the organism in Eukaryota, Metazoa, Cnidaria, Anthozoa, Scleractinia, Pocilloporidae. The record is from RefSeq and is a predicted model, not a curated record.
AUGGACGCGUCCUACCCCGGUUUCAUAGGAGAUUCUGGGGGAGAUUCUGGUGGAGAUUCUGAAAAUUCUCCUAAAAAUCCAAAGAUAAUAGUUAACAAACCUGUUGGGGACGAAGGAAAUCUUCUGCAACAUGACAAGAAAAGUGAGGAGGAUGAUCAGGAGGCGGAAGAAGAAGAGGGGUUUGAUCCAAAAGAUGUGGCGUUUGAUUUUGAUGAAGAUCCAUCCAGAGUGACCAUUGAUGAAAGGAAAGGUGAAGAAAAUGAACCAGAGGAGGAUCCAGUAUUACAUGGUGAUAAAGAAAAUAACGAUGGGGCUUCAGAGGACCCUUUCGAGGAUUCCAUUGUAGAAGUCGAUGUCCAGCUAGUUGAAGACAAGGGAGAGCCUCUGGAACAAGAACAGAAUAUCAAACAGGAUGAGCAGGAAGUUGGAAUGUCUGUGAUCAGUGAUGAAGAGUUUGGUCCAAAAGAUGUAGGGUUUGACCCUGCUGAAGAUCCAAAAAAAGCAACCACUGAUGAAGUGAGAGAUGAACCAGCUGAACCAGAGGAAGAUCCAUCACAUUUUGGUGAUAAAGGAGACACUGAAGAACCUUGGAAGAGAUUUUUCAAACAUCCCGUUGCACUAAAUAAUAACCAGCCCGUUGAAGACGAAGGAAAUCUGCCAGAGAAAGACGAGGACAGUGAAAAGGAUGAUCAGCUAAAUGAAAAUUCUGUGGUCCAUGGUGAAGAGUUUAGUCCUGAAGAUGCGGGGUUUGAUACUGAUAAAAUCUCAGCUGGCACAAUUGUUGAUGGAAUAACAGAUGAAGGAGGGGAACCUGAGGAUGAUCCAAAAAACUUUGGUAUGGAAUUAGACUACGUUGCUUCUUUAUAA